UAAAGUCAUACUAUAUGCUGCAAGCCUGCACUACCUAUAUUCAAUCACCAUCACCAUCACCAUCACCAUCACCAUCGAAGUUCGACUAUAAUCAGAGUUCACUCAAACUCAAUUCAAAUGGAAUCACUAAUAAGUCGCAGAACCAUGUUCUUCAAUCUCUAUGUUGUAUCUCUUCUCUUCACCACAAUCACAGCAACCCAAAAUCCAUCAUCAUCAACAUCAUCAAUCAUCUCCAGAUUCCAAGAAUACCUUCGAAUCAAUACUGCCCAGCCAAAUCCCAAGUACUAUGAAGCUGCUGAUUUCAUCUUAUCUCAAGCUAAAUCCUUAUCCCUUGAAUCCCAAACUAUUGAAUUUGUCAAAAAUAAGCCCUUAAUCUUGCUCAAAUGGCCUGGUAAAAACCCUAAAUUACCCUCAGUUCUUCUCAAUUCUCACACCGACGUCGUUCCGGUGGAAUCCCACAAAUGGUCUCAUGACCCUUUUGCUGCCCAUAUUGAUUCUCAUGGCAAUAUUUAUGCCAGAGGUUCUCAGGAUAUGAAAUGUGUGGGUUUGCAGUAUUUGGAAGCUAUUCGGAAGCUGAAGAAUUCUGGCUUCGAGCCCACUCGCACCAUUUAUUUGUCAUUUGUGCCAGAUGAAGAGAUUGGAGGGCAUGAUGGGGCUGAAUUGCUGGCUGAAUCUGAAGUUUAUAAAAAUAUGAACGUGGCCUUUGUUCUGGAUGAGGGACUUGCAUCACCAGGAGAGAAGUAUCGGGCAUUUUAUGCUGAGAGAUCACCAAUGUGGACAGUGAUCAAGGCUACUGGGGCACCUGGGCAUGGGGCUAAGCUGUAUGAUAAUACAGCAAUGGAGAAUUUGUUGAAGAGUAUUGAGAGUAUAAGAAGAUUUCGAGCUUCACAAUUUGAUAUGGUAAAGGCUGGCUUGAAAGCUGAAGGUGAAGUUGUUUCUGUAAAUAUGGCAUUUCUGAAAGCUGGCACUAAAACACCUACUGGUUUUGUCAUGAACUUGCAACCUUCUGAAGCUGAAGCAGGUUUUGAUAUUCGGAUUCCACCAACAACUGAUCAAGAAGCCUUCAUAAAACGUAUUGCUGACGAGUGGGCCCCUGCUUCACGUAACAUGACUUUUGAGCAUGGGCAGUUUAAGCAGAAGCAAUCUGUGCUCGACAACUCCGGUAACCCAGCUCUCACUGUUGCUGGCAGUUCUAACCCCUGGUGGGUCCUCUUAGAAGAAGCUGUUCGCAGUGCUGGUGGAGAACUUGAAAACCCAGAAAUUUUCCCAGCUUCUACAGAUGCUCGUUACUUUAGGCGACAAGGCCUGCCUGCUAUAGGUUUCUCUCCAAUGGCAAAUACUCCAAUUCUAUUACAUGAUCAUAAUGAGUUCCUAAACCAAGCAGAGUAUCUUAAGGGAGUUGACAUAUAUGUGUCUAUCAUCAAAGCGUAUGCAUCCUACGCCGAGCAUGCAGAAGCGAAAGAGUCUAACUCCAGGGAUGAGUUGUAAAGAGGCCUUUUCUUUUCAGAAGAGUCCAACUCCAGGGAUGAGUUGUAAAGAGGUUUUUUCUUUUCAGUAGACCAGAUUCGACAACACUAUUGUGCUGAGAAUCACACUAUUCCUAUUACAACUCCUUUCUGUCAAAUAACGUUUCAGGAGUGAUUUACUGAACGUGAAACCGUGUGGAUUUGUUGCCUGGUAAUUGUUACAUAUGAAAUCUACCAGUGUAUUGGUGUAAACUUCAAACUCCAUACUUGUCAGGCUUUACAAUCUUAGAUUCAAUGGAUGUUAUGAGUAGUGGAGCAAAGUUGAACUCACUGACUUAUCCUUACCAGGGGAUAAAGCUUCAGUCAUUCCAUUUAAUGUGUAGGAGAUAACAUAAGCUCCUGUAACUUGCCACCUCUUUAUAAUUGCAGAAAAAAUGCAGCAUGUAUGGUUGCCGAUGAA
Messenger RNA from Beta vulgaris subsp. vulgaris (sugar beet), 1926 nucleotides. RefSeq lists its product as uncharacterized. The coding region runs from base 118 to 1488 and encodes 456 amino acids. Gene Ontology annotation, cellular component: cytoplasm. Lineage: Eukaryota; Viridiplantae; Streptophyta; Magnoliopsida; Caryophyllales; Amaranthaceae. The transcript is spliced from 5 exons. Gene Ontology annotation, molecular function: aminoacylase activity. Gene Ontology annotation, biological process: amino acid metabolic process. The record is from RefSeq and is a predicted model, not a curated record.